Molecule: messenger RNA, 1383 nt
Organism: Striga hermonthica
Lineage: Eukaryota; Viridiplantae; Streptophyta; Magnoliopsida; Lamiales; Orobanchaceae
Source: the annotation of a GenBank genome assembly
AUGCCCAUCCGGACCGGUUCAGCUCAAAUGUCGAUCAAAAUGGCGAAAAUAUCCACCGCCGGAGCCAUUUCCGGUGCGCUAACUUUUUUCUCGCCGGAGUUGGGCGAGAAACUGAUAACUCAUUAUUCCUCGAGAGCUGACUUUGUCUUCUCUGCUUCCCAGAUCUCGUUCUCUUUUUAUAUUCUUCUACUUGCAUUCAUGAAUUUGCUCAGCCUCAGACCCGCUGCUCGCAGCUUUUACCCCACGACCAUCAAUUGUGGUAAUCAAAAUGGCGCCUUUGGUGUAGGAUUAUGUCCAAAACCACUCCGAGUGCGUCUAAAUCCUUUCAAAUUAUCUGUGAAUAAUGAUUUUAAGCUCUCAUUCUUUCGCAGUGGUUUGAACAAUAGAAAGAAAAUUGUUCGUAGAUUUCAACAUUUUGUGCCGUCUGCUUUAGCCGAGACUUCAUCGGCCGAUGGCCAUCCACCGUCUAAUCAUGAUGCCGAUAAAAAGCUUGCGGUGGUCGCUUGGUCUGCCACAACUCUGUUACUUGCAGUCUCAACUCGCGUGUUGCAGAAACUUGCUCUUGUCCCGAUGAAGGAGUACCCAUUUUUUCUCGCUCAAUUCAACAGUUUCACGUAUGUGGCUGUUUAUUUUACUGUGCUCUGCCUGAGAUAUCGUGCUGGUAUAACAACUGAUGAGAUGCUAGCCCUCCCAAAAUCACCCUUUAUUGCGAUUGGGUUUCUUGAAUCAAUUUCUCUUCUAUCUGCGAUGUAUGCUGGAGCCAUUCUUCCAGGACCAGCUAUACCCUUAUUGUACCAGACAUUCCUCGUGUGGCAGCUGAUUUUUUCUAGCUGCUUCUUGGGGAGAAGGUACUCUCUGAACCAGAUCUUUGGAUGCUUUCUUGUGGCAGCGGGUGUCGUAGUGGCUGUUACGAGUGGAGGAAACAAUGGUCAGAUGCUUUCUGGAAUUGGACCUUUGUGGCCAAUGGUCAUGAUUGCUUCAAGUGCAUUUCAAGCAGGUGCAUCUAUUGUUAAGGAAUCUGUAUUCAUUGGUGCCAGAACACGUCUUAAGGGAAAACCGUUGGACGUUUUCAUUGUUAGUUCCUUUGGAUCUGGAUUUCAGGCCCUUUUCAUACUCCUCCUCUUGCCAAUUUUGUCAAACUUGAAGGGCAUACCUAUAUCUGAACUGCCUUCCUACUACAAAAGUGGUGUUGGAUGCUUCUUGAACAUCGGAACCAAUACAACAGUGCCCAUUGCUAUUUUGGUUCUUUCCCUCCCACUGCCAUACCUUCCUAGAGGUGUAAACUUGAGCCCAUCCUUCCUCGCUGGGUCCAUGAUUCUUGUGGCUGGGCUCGUCUUAUACACUGCACCCUGGACUCGGAAGCACGGAUCCAAUAUUCUUUGA